Messenger RNA from Aspergillus tanneri, 3309 nucleotides. RefSeq names its product mediator of RNA polymerase II transcription subunit 14 (gene RGR1). Lineage: Eukaryota; Fungi; Ascomycota; Eurotiomycetes; Eurotiales; Aspergillaceae. Bases 1 to 3309 code for a protein of 1102 amino acids. Gene Ontology annotation, biological process: regulation of transcription by RNA polymerase II. The transcript is spliced from 2 exons. The record is from RefSeq and is a predicted model, not a curated record. Gene Ontology annotation, molecular function: transcription coregulator activity. Gene Ontology annotation, cellular component: core mediator complex; mediator complex.
AUGGACAAUACGAACGUUGUUGGAGCUGGGCAGGGGAUAGAGGCAAGAAAUGGCUUGUCACCCUCCCCCGUUGGUACCGAUCAAUAUGUAUUGUCCAUCGACCCGAAGAAGGGCUCUAUGCAUGUCAAUGGGGCGACACAGGUUAUGGAGGAUGGAGAAAAACAAGCGAAAACUACAUUGAGACUAAAUAAAGGGCCCCCGGAGUUGCCACACGUUACACAAGGUUUUUUUCCAUUCUCAAAGUUGGUCAAUAGGUCUGUACAGCAAUGCUGGAAUGAUCUCUCCGACUUGCUUGCAGAGCUGGCGGAUGUUCAGAUGCCAUCCCACGAUGCAAGUUCGUCCUCAUUGCCCACGAAUGGAAAAUUAUUUGUCAACCAGUCCUCAGAGAACAUACAGAAGAAGCUCCGGAUCUUAGAUUUUGUUCAUGCUAAACGAGCCGAAUUCAUCAAACUCCUGGUUCUGUCUCAAUGGAGUCGGCAGGCCGCUGGUGUCAGUAAGCUAAUUGACCUUCAAAACUUCAUUCGCACUCGUCAUCAGGCAUAUGUAGGGGCUCUGCAAUGGACUGGAGACAUGAAAAGAGACCUGGUUCAAGCUCAGGUGGCGAACCCAGAUCUGAAGACAGCUCUGGAAGUUUUGUCAAAGGCAAAAAUUGUUUCAAUGCCAGAUCUUGGAUACAAACCCCUAAGGCCCUUAACGGCUAAAUGUACUCUUAAAAAAUUGAAGAAAAUCGAUAAAAUCAUCGCCACAAGACUAACAUUAUGCGAUGUAAUUCCUCGUCCCUUCCAAACCUACCGUGUUCAUGACGGACGUGUCACAUUCAUUGUAUCCGGCGAGUUCGAACUAGAUCUUUCUAUCGGGAAGGAAGACGAAUCAUCUCAGUUUUACUUCGUUGACAUUCGCUUCCUCUUUCAUCCGUCGUCCUCGGUCCCCCAAGGCCGACUGUUCAAUGAACUUGAUAUCAAAGUCAACGACGUUCUUAGACAUAGCGGCUUGAUUGGGUGCUUUGAUAUGUUGCAUAACCUAGUACUGAUCAACAAAAUCAGCAUUCUUUUUAAGCAGGCCAUGGAACUGGCGAAAGGUCUUUGGUCAGAUGUCUUGCACAUUGAAUUAUUGCAUCGAACGCUGGUUGUACAUUAUUGGGCUCUCAAGCCUGGAAGUAAGAGCUGGGUUGAAAUAGGAAUCAAGAGCGGUCGACCAAAAUACCAAAGCCAUAGCCACAAGGUUCCAUACCUGGGGCUGCGCUGGAUGAGAGAUGGUCAAGAAGUCGAAAGUGGGGACAUUGAAUUCGAUACGGAGAACCUUUCUAUGGAAAAUAUUCUACGAAGUGUCCUUGCACUGCACAUCUCUCACAUAUUAUAUUCUGCGCAUAAAAUACUAAGCAAAAGCUUCGUCUUCGCUUCUGGCUUGCUGUCUUUGCGGUCUCAAUUGUCUGGAACCGAACCUGGAGAUUGUCAACUGGAUGUUCAACUCACCACCUCAAAGUAUCUCCGGGUCUCGAUCGAGCCAAUGUCGGGAUCACAUAUCUUGUCGGCUAGUCCCAGCACUUUAGUGCGAAUGGACAUUGAACGAAGCCAUGAUAGACAAUACGCUGAUGAUAUAGUCUCCCGUGUCUCACGAUUGCGUUGUAUUGCAGCCAUAGAAGAGAUCGAAUCCCAUGUUAAGAUGCUCGGUUUCGAAUCCGUCAAUCCGAGAGGGUUAAAGAUUGAUAUGCGCAAAGUUUUCCCAGCCAACGUUGUACGAUUUUCUUUUUUCUGGCAUCACUUCUGGGAACGUACCUGGGCUGUGGCGGUUACAAGUAGCAUGGACGGCGAUAACUGGUGGGUAGUUCAACUUCUGCCGCCCACAUCAGCAAAUAGUCAUUCAGCAUUCGACACAAGCGCCCAGAAUCAUUUCUCCCCUCGCUCGGCCCAGAUCAUUAGCAGUACGCUUUCCCCUGUGCAGCAGCCGAUUAACUGCACGUCUUCUGCAGACAUAGAGCAUUGCCUUUCUGGGAUACUGGCGGUUUAUGCGAAUGCGCGUUACCUCGCUGACGUACAGUCGAUCGAUUUCUAUCCAGUUUUGCAUAGAUUAAUGAUUGGAUCAAACCUCCAAGUUCCCGAUAUUUUCAUUCGAUACGACAUGCCAAAUAUUCCUCAGGCUCUUCAGUUAGCAUCACCGUCCAGAUUAAAGAAAGGGGGAUUGAUUAAAGAAACAAUUCGUGUUUCUUUUCAUGGAGUUGAUCCCCGCAAAAAAGCAGCCAUAAUGGUGGCAUAUGGCAGCUUACUGGUUCCCGCAAAGGUCUUCAAUAUAUUGCGCACUACGUGGGAUCACUCAGUAGUCUUUUCAAGAAGAGGCAAUGGCUUUGCUAUUCGCCUGCUUGCUCCAGCUGGCCGUCCUGUCAUGGCCAGCCUCUUAGAAAAAUUGCAGCGGUUAGAAUGUGUACUGUCUGUUCUCGAAGUUCUUCAACGCAAGAAGAUGUCCCCCCAGUCUUUGUCACUGUCUCAUGUUGCUUUCAAAUACGGCCCCGAGAAGGAUCUAUCUGCCAGCAUUGAUAUUGGACUUUCCUCACCGCUCUUCCAUGAAGACGCCAAGUCUGUCAAUGGCGUGUCGCAAACGGACCCUUUGUUCUGCUUGCGCCUAGGGAUCAACUUUGGCUGCUCAAAUCCUCAUCGUCGCAUUCAAAGGUCCCUUACAACAAUCUUAAAUCGUUCGUCUACGGACGCUGGUCUCGAUGCUGUUACGGAACUUCUCUCGCUCACACUUCCACUGUUGCAAGCUGUGGACGAAAUUAUGAAUAAUCCAUCUCACAAGGGGCCAUUAAAGGUGCAAGUGAUCGCCCGCAAUGCAAAAGCCUUUAUUAUUCACUAUCCAAUCCAAGAGCUGCGCUUUCAACUAGUAGCUAGCCAACACCUAGGCCACAUGGUAUGGACUCUUAGAGACAAAAGCAGCUCGCAUGACUUAUCAAACAAGGAGCUACGAAGCUCAGAUUCCUGGAAGAGGCUUUACAGUUCAAGGGGUGACGGCUGGAGGGGGCUCGGAAAUGGAGUAAUUGCAGAGGUCGACAAAAUUGGAAACCUUAUAUCAGAACUUGAUAGAUACUUUUCCAGCAGCAGUCGAGACCAUUUAGGACCGAAAAAUUCAGGCGCAGAUACCACAUCCAUCGGCUUGAGCAAUUCGGCUGAAUCUCAAACAGUUCAACUGGGGGGAGCUGAGGGAACAGAGAGCAUGUCUCAGGCAGGCCUAACGCCCACUACCAGAAUGAGCGGCGAGCAUAUGCAAUCCAUGGCCGGCCCUAUUCCACAAAACACAGACAUAAUUAUGAUCGAUUAA